AAAAUUGAAACCACUGCUAUACACUUAUUAUCCUUCUUACGAACGAUAACUUCUAAUCGAUAAGUUAUCGUUCAAGAAAAAAUCCACAACAGAGGUUUAGAUCGUGUUUAAACAGCUAAAUAAAUUACAAAAAACCUGAGUAAAUUACGUUUCUAAUUAAAUUAAUACAUGCUAAAUCACGUUUCACAUGAUAAUGGCAUCUUCAGAAUCAAGCUAUCGUGCCCAUGAUAUGGAUGAGGAGUCCGAAAAUGUUAAUAAACGCCGGAAUAAGUGGGUAAAGGAAGUCGAGAACUUAUUUCUGCAUUUGUGGAGGGAGAGAUUGGAUAAGCUACGUGCUUGCAGAAAAAACAGCCAUAUUUUAAUGGAAAUCGCAGUAGAAAUGGAGUUGGAAGGUUAUAAGUUCUCCAUACUUGAAUUAAAGACAAAGAUGCACAACAUGACUGCCAAGUACCGAAAGGAGAAGAAACAAUUUAGAGCUACUGGGAUACCGUCAGACUGGGAGCCUUAUGAAGAGAUGGAAUCAUUAAUCACCGAGUUUGAAAGAGGGCGUAGCGAAGCAUUGGAUAGGGAAUCUCAUCAAAGCUCACAUUCGGAGAAAAAAUUUAAACAUAAUAGAGACGAGUCAACUCCUUAUCACGAAAACAAUUCCGAAAAUGUAAGUGAAGAGGAGGAAAAUUUUGAUGAACAUGCCAGCCAAGACGAUAAGGAUGUCGCACUUUCAAAAAUUCCAUUUAUUUCGGUUCGCGGAGAUUUAAAACCCAAUACAAAUAGGGUAGCCCAUAAAAAUAUUACUAAUGAGUGUAAGCUAAAACGUUCUCUUACCGAGAAUUACGAUGAAAUAGACUUAUUCUUCAUCAGUAUGUCUAAAACCGUAAGGAAACUUCCUAUUCACGCGCAAGUACAUCUUAAGAAGGAUAUUAGUAACUUAGUAUUUGAAGCUGAAUUAAAAAGCUUACCACACAAUAAUGUCAAUUCGCAAUGAUAAUUAGUUAUUAAUUAGCAUAAGUUUUUUUUUUAUUGAGCAUUAAAAUAAAAGGUUUUAUUUAUUUAAUACAUAUUAUAA
Messenger RNA from Ceratitis capitata (Mediterranean fruit fly), 1063 nucleotides. RefSeq lists its product as uncharacterized. Gene Ontology annotation, molecular function: DNA binding. Gene Ontology annotation, biological process: positive regulation of DNA-templated transcription. Gene Ontology annotation, cellular component: nuclear body. The record is from RefSeq and is a predicted model, not a curated record. Lineage: Eukaryota; Metazoa; Arthropoda; Insecta; Diptera; Tephritidae. The transcript has 4 exons. The coding region runs from base 188 to 982 and encodes 264 amino acids.